Molecule: messenger RNA, 2613 nt
Organism: Opisthorchis viverrini
Lineage: Eukaryota; Metazoa; Platyhelminthes; Trematoda; Opisthorchiida; Opisthorchiidae
Exons: 7
Coding region: 1-2613 (870 amino acids)
Biological process (GO): microtubule cytoskeleton organization
Cellular component (GO): cytoplasmic microtubule
Molecular function (GO): microtubule binding
Source: RefSeq, a predicted model, not a curated record
AUGAAUAUACCGUCAACCGAAAAUGGAUGUAAUCACUACAUAAUGACUGCGAUAAAUCGUAUUCGUCAUAUUGGAAAUGAAGACUUCAUGAUCGCGGAGCUUGGACACUUGGAGUCAUAUCUGUCUUCCUGUCUUGAUCUGCAAAACUUAUCUGUGCGAACAACGCAAACCGUUUCAUGUUUGAUGACCAAUCUUAUUCGUCACGACAAACUACAAUCAUCAUGUAUGCGAGUGGUUUACCUGCUGCUACAAAGCGCCUGUCAUCCAAUUUUGAAGAAUAUUUUGCUAGGAGAACUCGAAUCUGAAAUUCACAACCGAUUUCCCGCCUUUCCUCCAUCCCUUCAGCAAAUUGUUUGGUUUUGCUAUCAGGCGCAUCUCUUAUCAACCAGUAAUUCUGGGCCGAUUUUGAAAUUUCUGCUCUUUCAAACACAAAACCAAGAGUGGGACAAAUAUGAGUUGGGUAUGACGGCCAAGCGUGUGAAGACUGUUUUUACAAACUACCCGGAAGCAAUUCUGAGCUCUCAGGAUCUACUUAUUUCUUUGAUGUUUUUGUUGGAGCAAGUCAUGCAAAAUAAUUCGUCCGAAAUGUUCAGAUUUUGCGUGGAUUGCAUCAAUUCUAUUUUAGGUUACGUGGAUUCACAAGCACUUAGCCGUUUGGUGAAACAACUUCCAGACCGGUUAACAAAUGUUUUGUUCAGUCUUUUGGAAGCCACUCCUCACAAUAUGCUUGAUGAAACCCCUUCAAAAGUUCAAGCAGUAAUGUCUCAUCACGGCAUUAGCCCCUUGAAUGAAAACUCGGUGGACCGAAAAUUUCAUUUGGUUAAUACGAAUAAGAUCCCAAAGAGCAGGGAGAUGGAAAUGAUACCGCGCCAGAUACGCCUGCAACUGUCUCAUAAACUGGACAGUUCUUCCCGCGAAAAUGCUGCGGAAUGUCUGAAGGAUCAUUAUUGGAAUUACUUGUGUAAAAUGCCAUCCCAAUUUCACUCUGCUUCAAAUAAGAAUUUGUCAUCGGUUUUGUCCUGGUUCGUUGAACUUGUAAAGGAUGAUAACUGCCGUGUUGUUUACAAAGUGUUACAAGCACUCGAGCUUCAAGAUACAGCAAUCGACUUUGCUGCUGCGCUAUCUCGACUGCUCGAUGUUCAGCAAAAACACAACUUUACCAACGAUGAACUAUCGAAGUUUGACGGUGAUGCAAUAUUCAACGUAAUCAGCGAAUCCCUACACAAUCAAAUGCCCUGCUCAAUUGUUGAUCCUAUUUUGAGAAAACUGGAAAAGCGCUCGAUGAAAUAUCUUGACAAAGUGAGAAACAGUCUAAUGAAUGUUCCGAAAACAAAACACUUCAGAGGUUUGCCUCACGCACGGUACAAAACGCUCGCGUCACCAUCGGAACUCGGAAACGGUGAACUUCCCGCGCUUCAUCAGACCAAGGGAUUUUUUGGUUGCGAUUACGCAAACAGAAAAAAACGAACUAAUUUUGAUAACCAUUCGAAAAACGGAGCAAGCGCUGCGCAACCUCCUCAGCUUGGUAACGAUAUCGAACUUUCUGACAAAAGCAUGUGCAGCCUGCAACCUUUAAGUGAAAGUUCAGUGCAAACAAUGGAAAUGGGGGAGGAUUCUGAGAACGGGACAAAAGAGGUGAUCCAUGAAUGUUAUCUAAAUCGGUCCCAUGCUACCUGCCGGACACGUGCAAAGAACACCUGGUCCCAAAAAUCAAGUGGUGAUGAAAUCUCCCAUUGCUUGAACUUACUUCGGGCACCUGAUUGGGAUAAACAGCUGGAGGGCUUGAGACGUGUGCAAACCUCACUACAGCUUGAGCACAGGGGUGAAUUUGACAGGCUCUUUAAGAAUGAGGAAGAACUACGAGCAUUUACUUCGGCACUUUUGAGUGCUUCCAGGAACCUACGUUCUCAGGUUAGUCGCGCAGCAGUCAACACGAUACAAGCCUUUGGAAACCUACUCAUUUCGAACGGUCAGGGUUUCCUCUGGGAUUCUCAGGCAGACAGAAUCUUGCAUGCAAUCCUUGCGCGUAUUACCGGUGAUACAAGUACCAGGUUCCUGUUAAACGAUGCAUAUAAAGCCCUAGAGGUGGUUGUAAAAUGUCUGACGCCAGCACGCGCUAUCGUGGCACUUUCUAAACAGGUUUACGAACAAAAGGUCAAAAGUGCCAACAGUCGACUAGCGGUGGCCACACAAUUGGAUCGGUUGGUCGUAAAAGCCAAAAAUACGUCAUCGCUGCCAAGACAACUAGGGUCCGAUGGACUGCAACGGUUACUGAAAGUGUCAGCUCAGUUUCUGGUGGAUGGAAUUUUAAACACAAGGUUCAAGUGUGUUUUCAAAAAUCGAUAUAAAAAUGCUUAUCUUCAAACCCCACUGGACGAAGCUUCCAGUAACCUUACCGUGAUCAAUACAUCCUUUGGGUUAUUCCGAUACAAUUUCCUUCCCAUUGGUCUGAACGUUUCACCAGCUGUAUUUCAGCAAGUUAUGAAUACUAUUGCAAAAGAUUCGGAGGGCGUUGAGACGUACCAAGAUGACGUCAUUGUGCACGCUUCUGACAAAGCUAUGCAUGAUGUGCGUCUGUUGUCUUUACUGAAGCAAUUUUCUGAGUCAAUGUAG